Messenger RNA from Triplophysa dalaica, 5132 nucleotides. It is a transcript of the gene ddr2l, whose product is annotated as discoidin domain receptor family, member 2, like. Gene Ontology annotation, cellular component: membrane; signaling receptor complex. The record is from RefSeq and is a predicted model, not a curated record. Gene Ontology annotation, biological process: cell surface receptor protein tyrosine kinase signaling pathway; multicellular organism development; positive regulation of kinase activity. The transcript has 17 exons. The coding region runs from base 187 to 2802 and encodes 871 amino acids. Gene Ontology annotation, molecular function: protein tyrosine kinase collagen receptor activity; ATP binding; collagen binding. NCBI's taxonomy places the organism in Eukaryota, Metazoa, Chordata, Actinopteri, Cypriniformes, Nemacheilidae.
UCGAGCUGUGCAGCAGAUCUUCCGAUGCAUUGUAACAUCGUUGAAGAGCAUAAACUCUUUCUCACAAUGCUACAGCAUCUGUAAUGGCGCGUUGACCUUCGAAUGUGGGACUAAACAAUCGCCAGGAUCCUAAAAACAGAGAUGUAGUCUGUACUGUGGUCUGUUGGCAGGCUGUGACAUCUCAUUAUGCUGCUCUAUCUGCUGCUGGCCUUACAAACUAAGGUCAAUGCCCAGACAGACCCAGCUCAAUGUCGAUAUCCUCUUGGUAUGGAGGAUGGGAGGAUCCAAAACGAUGACAUCACUGCCUCCAGCCAGUGGUAUGAAACCACUGGACCCCAAUAUGCAAGGUUGAACAGAGAGGAGGGAGAUGGUGCCUGGUGUCCUGCUGGUCAACUGCAACCUUCAGAUGUUCAGUAUCUUCAGCUCGACCUUGGUCAGCUCAUCUUUCUCACCGUGGUUGCUACGCAGGGUCGUUACGCACGGAAUUCCGGCAACGAGUAUGCACGCAAGUACCGCCUGGAGUACAGUCGUGACGGGCACCGGUGGAUACCCUGGAGAAAUCGCUUUGGCAGUGAGAUUAUAAUGGGAAAUGUUAACACGUACGACUCUGUGGUACGAGAUCUUCACCCUCCAAUCAUCACUCGUUUCCUGCGUCUGAUUCCUGUCACUGAUGCUGUACACACGGUGUGUAUGAGAGUGGAGCUGUUCGGAUGUCUCUGGCAGGAUGGCCUGACAGCCUACAGCUCUCCGGAAGGUCAAACUAUGAUGGCUCCGGGAUAUCCCAAUAUGGCACUUAACGACUCCACUUAUGACGGUGCUCUAAAACGCAGGAAGAUGUCCGGAGGGCUGGGUCAGCUGACGGACGGCGUGAUUGGUCAAGAUGAUUUCGUACAGUGGAGGCCAUACAGACUGUGGCCCGGAAAUGACUAUGUGGGUUGGAGGAACGACAGUUUGCAACCUGGAUAUGUGGAGAUGGAGUUUGUGUUCGACAGACAAAGAAACUUCACCUCAAUGAAGGUUCACAGUAAUAACAUGUUCUCUCGGGGUGUGAAGAUCUUUGCGUCCGUAUCCUGCAUGUUUAAACUGCACCUCAUCUCUGAGUGGGAACCAGAGGCGGUGGAGUUUCACACAGUUGUGGACGACCGGAACCCGAGCGCUCGAUACGUGACAGUUCCAUUGAAGCACAGAUCAGCCACGGCUCUAAGCUGCCGGUUCUACUUUGCUGACACUUGGAUGUUGUUCAGCGAGAUCUCGUUCCAGUCUGCCACCAAUGUGCUUCCUACCCAGAAGCCCCCAGUGUUUACCCCGCCCUCAUAUGAAGUUAACAGCAAACUAGAAAGUACUACACAAAAAAUAGACAUCAAGACGACACCAAAGACAGGCUCCCCUGAAGAGGGCAGUACAUCGAUUCUGAUUGGCUGUCUGGUGACUAUUAUUCUUUUGUUGGUGGUCAUCAUCUUCUUGAUUUUAUGGUGCCAAUACGUUUGUAAAGUCCUGGAGAAGGCUCCGAGACGUAUUUUGGAGGAGGAGGCAACAGUGCGUCUGUCUUCUAGCAGCGACACUAUAAUACUGCAGACGCCUCCGGUUCCCCCCCGUGUGUCAAUCGAUCCUCCCUAUGAGAGGAUCUUCCUGCUGGAUCCCCAGUAUCAGGAUCCCGCUGUGCUCAGAAACAAACUCCCAGAGCUGUCCCAAAGUGCAGAGUCUUCUGCCUGCGGUGGAGGCUACGCCGAGCCCGAUGUUACACUGUGCACCCCCCACCAGAAUUUUCAGAGCAGUGUGCCCCAUUACGCUGAGACAGACAUCAUAAGCCUUCAGGGGGUCACCGGGAGCAAUAUGUACGCCGUUCCUGCACUCACCGUCGACUCCCUUACGCGGAAGGACAUUUCUGUCGCCGAGUUUCCUCGAGAGUGCCUGCUUUUUAGAGAGAAACUGGGAGAAGGCCAGUUCGGGGAGGUGCACUUGUGUGAGGCCGAGGGUUUGGCAGAAUUUUUGGGAGAAGGCGCCCCGUUACCCGAGCUGGAUGGCAGGCCGGCCCUGGUGGCAGUUAAACAGCUUAGAUCGGACGCCACCAGCAAUGCCAGGAAUGACUUCCUGAAGGAGAUCAAGAUCAUGUCGCGUCUGAACAACCCCAACAUCAUUCAGCUGCUGUGCGUGUGCGUGAGUUCGGAUCCACUGUGCAUGGUAACGGAGUACAUGGAGAACGGAGAUCUCAACAUGUUCCUGUCUCAGAGAGAGAUCGAGAGCACACUUACACAUGCCAACAACAUUCCGUCUGUCAGCAUAGCAGAUCUGUUGCACAUGUCGGUACAGAUCUCAUCUGGCAUGAAGUAUUUGGCCUCUCUGAACUUUGUGCAUCGUGAUCUUGCCACACGGAACUGUCUCCUGGACCGCCACCUCACCAUUAAGAUCUCUGACUUCGGCAUGAGCAGAAACCUGUACAGCAGCGAUUACUAUCGUAUACAAGGUCGCGCUGUACUGCCUAUACGCUGGAUGGCCUGGGAGAGCAUCCUGCUGGGUAAGUUCACAACAGCCAGCGACGUUUGGGCAUUUGGGGUAACUCUUUGGGAGAUCUUUACUCUCUGUAAGGAGCAGCCCUACAGUCUUCUGUCUGAUGAGCAGGUCAUCGAAAACACAGGAGAGUUCUUCAGAAACCAGGGGAGACAGAUUUGUCUCUCCGCGCCUCCUCUCUGUCCAUCAUUUCUGUUCGAGGUCAUGAUGCGUUGCUGGAGUCGAGACAUUGCCGACCGACCCUCCUUUCAAAGUUUGUACCAGACCCUGCGAACUUUUGCUCCCCCCUUAUGACUGACACCUGCUCUACUCAAUCAACCUGGGGGUAAACUGACGCUAUGUCAGGAAUGAAUGCUCUUCCUGCAGACGGUCAGAGAAGUAGAAUGGGAACAUUAUAGCCACAAUGUAGCGUCAUCGGAGCAUUAGGAAUCCAGUGGAGAUCUGGAAAUUUACACUUUGUGAUAGGCAUUCACAUCUCCAUUGGUACUCAAAGAGCUUUUCGAAUCCAUAGACACUUGAGAUGUUUCUUUUUACUUUAUAUUCUUGUACAACAUUUUUUCUUCUUUUAUCAUAAAUGUUCUCUUAAUUGUUGUUUUUUAUUUUACAAAAGAACAGUGACUCUUUAGCCAACUUUAUAAUCGAGGCAUAUAAAGCAACUGGACGAAUGUUGUGUUUGUCAGAACUGGUUGUGUAUUGUUAAGCACUGCUGUCUGUUGUCGUUUUUUGUCUUGUUUUUGUUCUUUAUUUACCCGCACACUGGAGAUAUAAUGUCUUGUUGUUCUGAUAAUAAGUGUUGUUUUGCUUUCUGAAUAUGAAUGUUUUUACAGGUUCUUUGGAUAUACCCGGGUUGGAGAUCUUCCCUGCCUGGGUCUAGCAGAACUACUGUAAUAGUUACAUUAUAAACCCUUUCAAUGGAGAAAGAGAGGGUUGUAGAGCCAACGGUGGACUGAUGUGCAGUUGAAUGCACUGUUUCCUUCCCCCAAUUUGUAAUAAACCAAUAUCCCGGGUUCAAUGCAUGUUAAAUGUGGGGUUUAAUGUUAAUUAGCAUAGAAAAUAAAUUGAAUUUAUCUCAUUGGAAUUAUGUGGAUUAGUGGUGAAAAUAAAUAAUUUGUUAAUUAAAUGACAUAAUUUAAACUGAAGUUGAAGAGAUAGUUCACCCAAAAAGAACCGAGCUGAUCUGGAAACCGAGCUGGAAAAUAAAUAUAUGGGAGUCAAUGGGGGAAGAUAUAUGCUCGGUUACUGAAUUUCUAACAAAUAUCUUCUUUAAGCAGAACAAAGAAAUGUAUACAUGUUUGGAAAAAUCUGAGGGUGAUUUAACAUCAAAUUCAUUUUUGGGUGAACUAUUAAUUUAACGAGAAAACAAAAAGAGCAACAACUACAAAUAUAUUAACAUUAUAACAUUAUUUACAAAAAUACAAAAGUUACACUGUUUAUUUGUGUCUUUUUUAAAGGGACUUUAUGGUUCACGUUAUUGUGCCAUAGUUUCUGUGAAUAGAGUUUGACUUGUAUUGAACCCUGAAAGUUUCAAAACCAUCUUUCAAAAACCAGCAAUAUUUCAUCCCAACAGCCAGAAAAACUCAAAGCAAAACUGUGUAUCACCUUGAUGUUGCUAUAAAGUUGCUAAAUGCAUUGUUGCUGCAUAAACACAGGUCUGGGAUGAGAUUAAGGGAUAAUUACAUUGAUAUUGUUUCUAGAGAUCUAGUUAGAUGUUUGAUCUCUAUAGAAGGCACAUGAAUUUGGGGAUAAUGUCUGCAAAAUCGAAAUUACUCUAAGCACAUUUUCUCUAUAUUUUUACCCACUUUAAUGUUGUAUAAAACUUGUAUGUCUUGUAACAAAUGUUUAUGAAAGAGUGUUGCACCAAGAAAUCACUCUUAUCUCUUAUCAAGUCUUAAAAUGGUUUGAUGGACUAAUGUAUAACUAUAAUCGAAUAUUUCUUACAAGCAUUCCUUUUCGUAGAUUGUUUACCGUAUUUUAGAAAUUGUCUUAAAUGUUUUAUUAUUUAGCUUUUCAAAGGUUCAUUGCUGGAUGUCUUAUUAAUAGGUUUAUUGAGGGCAACCACUAAAACUCAAUCUCCCAGAAAUCUUUGCUGCAGUGAGCCUGAGUCAAUUUCUGUUAAGACUGAUCAGAGUUUGCUUUUCACAUGUAUACAGAGAUCAAGAAUGCAUGAAUGCGUGAAUGAACAAUACCGUGCCUGGUUCUAUGAGUGUUUUCAUAAAUUAGCAUUCUGUUACUAUCCUUAAAACCUUUUAUCUAUCCGUGCGUCCUUUAUGUAUGUUGCAUAAACAGUGUAGAUACUGUAUAGUAAUAUAUUGGGGACUGAGAAAGACUUGCUCACUUUGAGCUUGCGUUGUCAUUCUUGUUUUCCAUAUUAAAAUACAUUUUGCUGUAAUGUGCGGCCUAGUGUGUUUUACUCCUUUUUUAUUUCAACAACUUGAUAUGCUAUUGUCAAUAAUACAGUAAUCAUGAUACAUGAAUUUAUUUGCCCUACACAUUUAUUUAUAUCCUGUACUUUACUUGUCUGUGUGUUUUUGCAUAUUUUUGGUCUACAUAUUAGCUGACAUUGAAUCGUUGACUUCAAUGCUGAGUCAUGGCAGUCUAAAUAAAUAAAGGAUGUAUUAAUGUGA